Paraphaeosphaeria sporulosa is the source of this 1011-nucleotide messenger RNA. RefSeq lists its product as uncharacterized. Bases 1 to 1011 code for a protein of 336 amino acids. The record is from RefSeq and is a predicted model, not a curated record. NCBI's taxonomy places the organism in Eukaryota, Fungi, Ascomycota, Dothideomycetes, Pleosporales, Didymosphaeriaceae. The transcript is spliced from 3 exons.
AUGGCCAUCUUUUCAAGGACCAAGAGAGCCAGCAAGGCAGUCGAGGAGCCAAAGAUUGCACCGUUGAUCGAGCCUGCUAGAUUGCCACCACCUCCACCGGCCAUUUCCGCUCCAAUUCCCCCAAUCGAUCCGACUAAGCCGGCGUAUACUGAGAGCCCACCUCUCAUGACUACAGAGGAAGUGCGAGAAAGAAUCGCAGCGAACCGGAAAAGACAAAGUGACAUCAUACGUCGUUCCGCGGCCCUGUCAUAUACCCAGACUCACACUCAUUCCCGCACAGUCAGCGAGUACAGUUUACCUGGUUCCGGCUGGCAGACGCAUCGGAUCCGAGAGCCUACCUCUAUUGAAGCCAUCCUCCAGGAUAUGCCUAUCUAUAACGCCAAAUUAGUACCGCCUCCACUGGUCGUGCGUGGGGCAGAGCUAUCACGAAGGCACUCAGAAGAAUUUCACGCCUACUCAAACCCACGCGCAGUGCCCUUGCCACCGCCAAUCAAGACGCAAUUAUUACCGCCACCUCGCAGUCGUAGUCGCAGAUUAACAAAGACAAAGCCGAGUAGCCCUUUAUCGGAGGUUCCGAUACCGCCAGAAGAGGAAUACUUCUCGAGUAGCUCUCGGGAUUCAAGCCGCAACUCCGCAAGCACUGCCAAUUCUGAUGCUUCUUCUGCAACGUCUGCAUCUUCCGUCUUCAACGAACAGACCGAGGCCAAGCAAACGCUUGCAAGGAUCCCAAACUUCUCCAAGCCGACGAAGACUUCGAAGAAAGAGAAGCCAGCGUUGGAGAUCUCGCUGCCAUACAGCUGCAAUGUCGACAACCCUGUGGAGGAGGUUAAGACUGCAAAGAGCAUAAUCCCUACCUGGCGAUACGAAGACUUGAACACAGAUACCCAGCUACCAACCCCAGUCACGACAAUUUCGGCGGCGCAUAUGCGGAACCAGUCCUGGGGCCACUCACGAAAGACUUCUUUUGGUACUAUGUUCCGACGGAAGAAUGCAUCUACUUCCGCGUUUUGA